This is a messenger RNA of Cladophialophora carrionii CBS 160.54, 981 nucleotides long. RefSeq lists its product as uncharacterized. The transcript has 3 exons. The record is from RefSeq and is a predicted model, not a curated record. Bases 1 to 981 code for a protein of 326 amino acids. Gene Ontology annotation, molecular function: protein serine/threonine phosphatase activity; cation binding. NCBI's taxonomy places the organism in Eukaryota, Fungi, Ascomycota, Eurotiomycetes, Chaetothyriales, Herpotrichiellaceae. Gene Ontology annotation, biological process: protein dephosphorylation.
AUGGCCAGGAACCCGCCAACUAUGGGCGGGUCGGAGGGCAGCACAGCGAAUGUGGCUGUUCGGAUAGUCGACAUCGGCGUUGGCCAGUCGCAAGGAACCCGCGACCACCAGGAAGACCGGUUUAAAAUCCUUAGGCCUGGCGAGCAAUUUGGGAGAACUAUCGCGCUAUUCGCCGUCUAUGAUGGCCAUGGAGGUGAUAGUGUCUCCAACUUCGCUGAACACCAUCUGCACGAGAUCCUAUCACACGAACUUCAACAUCAACACGGGCGGGACGCAUUCCACAAGGCGAUCACAAAAUCAUUUCAGGAAGUCGAUCGACGGCUACGGCAACGAGGCAUUGGGGAGGCUACCGGCUCAACCGUGUCGCUUGCGCUAGUGGACGUGGGGAAGGGAACGAUGGUGACAGCCGACUUGGGCGAUUCGUACGCCUUUCUCGGUGUGCAGAGAGACGAACACCCGCUGGAGGUCCUGAAGUUGUCGCAGUCGCAGAAGCCGGGGGAGAAAUCUGAACGGGAGCGUAUAGAAAAGGCUGGAGGUCAAGUCAAUGACGAUUUCGGCGGCGCUCGCAUUGGCGGCAUCAACCUGUCCCGCGCCCUCGGUGACCUGGACUACAAGAAACCUGGCCCAGACGAGAAGGUUGCAGACCUCAAAGACCCGUCACAUCCACUCUCAAACAUCCUAAAGACCGACCUCGCGAAGGCCACGGGCCUUGCCGACGCAAACGACCACGACAUGCUAGCAGAUUGGAUAUCCAACAUACCGCACACGAAUUACCAGUCACUCACCGGAGCGCGCCGAUAUAUACUGUUACUGGCGAGUGAUGGAUUGGGCGAGGAAAAGGAUGGCGCUAGUUCACUUUGGUGGGCGGCGAACCAGUGGGACAAAGGCGUUGAAGCCACACAUAUUGCAAGGCAGUUAGCAGAGAAGUCGAGUCGAAGGACGAGUGAUAACUCAACAGUUCUGAUUGCGGUCUUUGAAUGA